AUGGCGGUCGAGGUGGAAGACCUACUGGUACAGCCAUUCAGAGAACUUAUCAAGCGUGGCAAUGAAGCCAUCACCAAUGGAGAGGCUGCCCGGCUGGAGAACCCAGAGUUGUCACAGGUGAUGCUCAGGUCAGCACGGGCUGUAGUCAGAGAGGGAGAACGAGCUCUCCAGAAAGUGCAGCCGCUCCUACUAGAUCACCUGGAAAGACAUGGCGAUGCAUUUCGAGAUGCCAUCAAGAACUGCGAUGAGGUAUUCGAAAGCCAACGCCAGCUGGAGGAUGUCCUAUACGACAUUGAUGACUACAUCGAGGUAGAUACCUUUGACGCCACCAAGUUCGCUCAGCUCCAGGCGGCUUCCAAAGCCUUUGCGCUCAGCUUGAUCGACAACAUCAGGAGACUUAGAGUUGGCGAUGCCUUGCCGUCGCCGGCAGCUUUCCCGCCACUUCCCGCAAUACCUCGGAGGAGGCCCAGCAAAGUUGAGCCAUUGAUCAUCACAUCGAGGCCAGCGACCAGAACUGGCCAUUAUAGCACUGACCAGACAGUCUUUACACCACAGGCCACAUCGGCUCCCCUGGUCAGCCACUCGCGUCGUGCUCUCUCUACCAGCAUCCGCAGUAGCCCCGGCGAGGCACACAUGCUUCGACGAAUGAGCUCCAAGACGUCACAAAAAUCACAAAAGUCACUGGCUCCGUCGACCAGCAGCUCCGACAGCCACUAUUCUCAGGCGAGUUUUCAAUGGUCUGGGGCUGGACAGUCGGAUACGCGAGGAUACAAUUCGCAGCAACCUUCAGAUGUGGAAGCCCUUGGUGAUGAGAUCCAGAAUCUCUUGAGCGAGCCGAAUAGUCCUAAACUACGAGAAAAUAGGCAGACAACAUCAGAGGUUUCAACGCCUUGGACGAGUGCGUGGGUUCACGACCAACUCUCGUCGCCGCGCGACAUGUUGGCACGAGAAACGAUUCCAGAGGACUCGCCCAUUGGACGGUUCAGCGAGGAAAGCACCGAGUCUGCCAGGACCAAGAGAUACACUGUCGAAAGCGAUACUCUUGCUACCGACAUUGUUUUCCCAACGCCCAGAAUCAGUCAAGCCUCAAAGACACGGAGAGCUUCCAUGUUGUCAAGCGUAAAUAAUGCAUCGUCUUAUGGUGGCUUGUCUACAAGUGCUCCCACAGGUGACUUGAGAACCAGUCUGCCAGUACAGAAUUCCCAGGAAACACUGGUACAUGGUAUGGAGCCAUAUUCACCCACAAAGAGAUCAGCUGGGUCUUUACACGGAUCACAUGGGUCAAUGUCCAACGUGUCGCACAUUUCGCACGGCUCCAUAGGCAGUGAGAAUUUACCACCAGAAUUCUUUCAACGGCAAAUUUGGAGACCAAAUAUACCAUCCGACGCAUCGGUAAAGGAUCUUUCCUUGGAACAGCCGAGGAGCGCCCCAAAGCCACCCGUGUACAGACCACCCAGAGUCACACCUCGCGUCGAGGACAACGAGAACCCCAAGCCAGUCUGGUAUUCACGCGAGGAAAACUGCUCCAUUGGACCGGACAGUUCACUGUACCAGAUGAAGAGCUUUUGCGAAGGUGCUCUUGCUUUCAAGAACGGCCGGUACCAAGAGGCUACCAAGACGGCCAUGUUUAUCGACUCAGUUGUUCCUACUUCAGCUGUCUUUCACGACUCGAUGAGUGAUGUGGCCCUAUCACUGGGUACCAACCAGGCAAUAUCUUUUGGCCCACGCAAGACGGUAACUCAGUGCAUCAACUGUGAAUAUUCCCACUCGGCCGCAGAGUUUAGGCGAGACAUGGCCAAAGACAAACGAGCCAACGCAACUACAGAAGGAGUCAACUACCGCCUCCGCUUCUUGUACAAGUCGCACCUGGCUGCCGAAACCAAGGGCAGCGCGCUGUAUGGAUGCAUCUUUUGCGCACACUUGGGCUACACGUCGCGCGAGGGCGAUGCCACCGUCUUCACCACGGAGCGCCAGCUCUUCCGCCACCUCUCGCACCACCCGCAGCCGCUGCCACAGAUCCCCGGGCUUACUGUCUUGUAUGGCUACCUCGGCAGCAACUGUACCGAGGCCGAGGACUAUGAUUUGCACUUUCCCAGUCCACAAUUUGCUAGCCCCAUCAUCCCCGAGGCACCGCUGCUGACACGGCGACCCACGGCCGUCGCCCUUCAGCCUCAGCUGCAAAAGGAAGGAUCCCGACCCCUGACUGAUCCGGAUGGCCGGCGCGACGUGCUGCAGUUCCUGGCCGGGGCCCGGAUCGUGGGCGUCGAAUUCCCCGACGCCUGGGGCGGCAAGUGGUGCACGGGCUGGCAUGACGGCGUGCGCGGUUCGUUCCCGGCCAAGCUGGUGCAGGUCGAGGCACCGCCCAAGAGCGACAUACGUUUACCCGGGACCAACAAUGACGGGCUCGUGGUGGUGUCCCGGUGGAAGUGGGAGCCCCGGGACGUUUCGGCCGGCUGGCUCAUCUUUGAUAAAAACACGACCAUCACGAACGUGAGCUGGUUGAGCUACGAUUCAUGGUGCUGGUCGGGCAUGACCAAGGACGGCAAGGUCGGCUUCUUUCCGUCGUCGCACAUCAAGCCCGACUCGAUUCGCGAUCCGUCUGGCUUGUACGGAUCUUCCUUGGGCAACAAAAAGGACCCGGCUCGAAGGCUGUUCAAGAUGCGACACGCCAAGAGCUCCUCAUCGUCUGGCAGCAGUUGA
This is a messenger RNA of Pestalotiopsis fici W106-1, 2700 nucleotides long. RefSeq lists its product as uncharacterized. NCBI's taxonomy places the organism in Eukaryota, Fungi, Ascomycota, Sordariomycetes, Amphisphaeriales, Sporocadaceae. The transcript has 5 exons. The record is from RefSeq and is a predicted model, not a curated record. The coding region runs from base 1 to 2700 and encodes 899 amino acids. Gene Ontology annotation, molecular function: protein binding.